AUGGAAUCGCUGGCUUCUGCUCUUGAUUGGAGGAAACUUUUCAAUGGAACGAAGGAGCAUGCCUUAGAUUUCUUUCCGCCUGAGGUUUUGGAGGGAACUGCUACUGUCAAGCCUCCGUCCGCUGUUUUUGAGGAAGGGAUCGCUGAAUGGAGUUGUGUUGUGGUAGGUCAAUUUAUUGGAUCUCCUCCUAAUUUUGGAUCCAUGCAGAGGAUUGCUGAGAUUCUGUGGGGGAAGCUGUCUUCGGUCAAGGAUGGCUCUGUAGUGAUGAUUCGUGUCCAAGCUCCUUGGUUCCCUAAAUUCUGUACUCAGUGCAAUAUCUUUGGGCAUCAGACUCAGUCAUGUGUUGAGAAUACUAAAGCUAAGGGGAAAACUAAAGAUAAUUUGAUUUGGACGAGGAAAGAAAAUUCUAACCCAGGUUUUCUUGAGAAGUCAGACAAAACUGUCAAUGUUGUAGCUAAUUCUGCUGCACAUUGUGGAGAGGUGCCUAAGCUUUCAUCUUCUGAGCUAAAGGUUGGUGAUGCUGAGGAGCUGUCAGUUCAUGCUCUAGAAGAACGUAUAGGAGAUACAAUGCAAGUGAUUAUUGAGGAUAAUACUGGUUUCUCUCAAGAUCUUGUUAAGGUUGUUUCUGAUGUAACUGGCAAGAAUUUACAACAUUCUGUUGACCAAGUUGGUGAAGGCCUGUCAGGGGUUGCGGUUGAGAAGUCUUUGCCUUCAGUGGAUCUGGAGAACACUAGCUGCGGUGAGUUUCAUUCCCUGCAAGACUCUUUAGCUCAGAAGAAGAAGACACGUCGGAAGAAGAUGAUUAAUACAGGCUCAUCUAGUAAGAUGGACUCGCUUAUAGAAGGUGGUGUUAUUGAUGGAAAUAAAAAGACUAGGGCAACCUCCUUGGGGGUUGCAAUGCUCCUGAAUGAGAUUAAAUCUAAAAAGAAGGAACAUUUUGUGAAGGCUAAAGAAAUUGGGAACUUAGCAAAUAAUUAUGAGUUCUCUGAUGGAGGUAGACUUUGGUUACUUUGGAAAAGGGGUCUACCUUUCUCUGUUCUUAAGGGUUGUGAUCAGGCUAUCUCAAUUAUUGGUGAUGUGGUGGGUUAUAGGAUGGUUAUUAUUGUUGUAUAUGGCAGUAACAACAGUCUGGUGAUGAGAGGCUUAUGGGCCCAUCUUAAGAGCUUAGAAUCUGAUGUUGGUUCAUCUUCUUGGGUGAUUGGGGGAGAUUUUAACAUCUUUUCAAGUGCUCAAGAGAGUUAUGAUUUUGGUGGUUUGGGUAUGUACAAGAAUUCUGACAUAGAUGAUUUUAAGGAGUGUUUGGUGGAUUUGGAACUUCAAGAUCAUCCAUACAUUGGUCCUCUUUUUACUUGGUCCAACAAGCAAGAAAAUUCCUUCUUAGCUCGCAAGCUAGAUAGAGUUUUAAUAAACCCUCAAUGGUUAUUUGAGUUUACAGACUCUGCUAUGGAAUUUAAAGCCCAGGGUGUUUCAGAUCACUGUCCUGGUGUUAUUUGGACUCAGAAAAAGGCUCAGGUUCAUAAGCCAAAGUCGUUCAAGUUUUUUAAUUGUUGGACUGCUAAUGAGAAUUUCCUGAGAGUUGUUAAAGACUCUUGGCAAGAGCAAUAUGGGGGAAAUACUAUGCAGCUGCUUUUUAAUAAAUUGAAGAGGUUAAAGCCAUUAUUAAAGGAAUUAAACAGUAGCUAUUUUUCAGAUAUUUCUAGCAUAGUAGCUAUUAAGAGGGCUGAGCUGGAAUCAAUUCAGCUUUUUAAUCUUGUUCAUGUGGAUCAAAAGAGGCUGGAAGAGGAGAGUAAACUUAGAUAUGAUCUAGUAGCUCUUGAAGAUGCUGAAUCUGAAUUUUAUAAACAAAGAGCUAAGGUCCACUGGUUACAAGAAGUUGAUUUGAACACUAGGGUUUUUCAUCAGAGAGUAGAAGCAAACAAGAAGAGGAACACUAUUAAGGUUAUUAAAGAUGAUGGUGGGAUUUAUCAUGAAUCUUUUGAGAAUAUGGCUGCUGUUCUGGAGAAAUUUUUCAAGGAUCUUAUUAGAACUGCUGACUCUAGUGUGAAGGGUUGUUCUGCUGAGUGGCUUAAAUCUUUCCUGACUUAUUCCCUUCCUGCUGGUGCUGCUGAUGUUCUUACUGCUGGGAUCACUAAUGCUGAGAUCAGAGUUGCAUUGUUCAGACAAGGAAACAAUAAAAGUCCUGGAUCUGAUGGCUACACUUCUUGGUUCUUCAAGGCUGCAUGGGAGAUUAUUUGUAAUGAUUUCUUUAAUGCUGUAAGGUACUUUUUUCAAACUUCAACCCUCUUGCCUGCCUUUAAUGUCACUGUCUUAUUCUUAGCCCCUAAAUCCUUAAAUGCAUGCAUGGCUAAGGAUUUUAGGCCCAUCUCUUACUGCUCAGUGAUUUACAAGACAAUCACUAUAAUUUUAGCUUUUAGAUUAGCUUUGUUCUUCCCUGACAUGAUCUCUCCUAACCAGUCAGCAUUUUUUAAGGGUAGAAACAUAGCUGAUAACACUUUGCUUGCCCAAGAAAUUGUAAGGGGAUACUCUAGGAAGAAUCUAUCUCCUAGAUGCACUAUUAAGAUUGAUUUGCAAAAGGCUUUUGAUUCAAUUUGGUGCAAGGGGGUGAGGCAAGGGGAUCCUCUAUCCCCUUAUCUCUUUGUUAUUGUUAUGAAUGUAUUAUCUGCCCUUUUGAAUACUGCAACAAUGAAUUAUGUUUUCAUAUUUCAUCAUAAGUGCAAAAGAAUUCCCCUCACUCACCUAUGUUUUGCUGAUGACUUACUUUUGUUUUGUCAUGGGUCUUUGGAUGCUAUAUUGGGAGUAAUUAGUACUCUUGAAAAGUUUUAUGAACUCUCAGGUCUUAAGUUGAAUGCUUUGAAGACUGAGUUGUUUGCUUGUGGAGUGGCUAGGAAUGAGCUUGAUUUGAUCCAAAGUGCUACUGGUUUUAGGAUAGGUCAGCUUCAUGUUAGGUAUCUUGGAUUACCCUUGGUUACUCGUAAGCUCACAAGUAAGGACUGCUCGGCUUUACUUGUGAAAAUCAAAGGGGUUAUGAGGGAUAUUGAGAAGAUUUGCUUGAGGUUUUUCUGGAAGGACAGUGAUACUUCAGCAAGAGGGGAUAGAGUUAGCUGUAAUCAGGGGUCCUUAUGGAUUGCUUGGGUGAAGACUUACUGUUUUAAAUCAGUACACUAUCGGGAGGUUAAUAGCAAAUCUCACUUCAGUUGGAUUAUUUACAAACUGAUCAAGAUGAGGGAGGAGGCUAGAAGAUUUUUCAGUCUUAUGGCUAAUUUGUCACAAAUUAAGGGCAGAUGGAUUUGGGACAAUAUCAUAGAAAUGAGAGAAAAGGUGGAAUGGCAUCGGUUGAUCUGGUUCCCAGCUCAUGUUCUUAAAUUCUCUAUGGUUGCUUGGAUAGUGCUGCUGGAUAGACUGCCAACAAAGGACAGACUUGGGCAUUUUGGUAUUGUUACUGACAAUUUAUGUGGAUUGUGUGAGGCUAAUCAGGAAACUCGAAACCAUUUAUUCUUGGAGUGCUCCUAUGCGUGUGAGGUUUGGCGUGUAAUUAUGCUCACUUGUGGUCUGCAUCACCAAAUGCCGAGAUGCUGGGAUGAUGCUAUACGCUGA
Molecule: messenger RNA, 3594 nt
Organism: Hibiscus syriacus
Lineage: Eukaryota; Viridiplantae; Streptophyta; Magnoliopsida; Malvales; Malvaceae
Exons: 6
Coding region: 1-3594 (1197 amino acids)
Source: RefSeq, a predicted model, not a curated record